AUGGGGAGAGGGAAGAUCGCAAUUCAAAGGAUCGAUAAUUCAACGAGCAGGCAAGUUACUUUUUCGAAGCGGAGGAAAGGGUUGAUCAAAAAGGCAAAGGAGCUUGCAAUCCUGUGUGAUGCUGAAGUUGGCCUUGUAAUCUUCUCAAGCACUGGGAAACUAUAUGAGUUUGCAAGCACCAGCAUCAAAGCAGUAACUGAGAGAUAUAACAAGUCAAAAGAGGAACAUCAGCACCUGCAGAAUCCAGCACUAGAAGUCAAGUUUUGGCAAAGGGAGGUGGCAAUCCUAAGGCAACAAUUAGAGAACUUGCAAGAAAACCACCGGCAUUUGAUGGGGGAACAACUUUAUGCUCUGGGUGUCAAAGACUUGCAGAAUCUGGAGAAUCAACUAGAAUUGAGUAGGCAGGGUGUACGAAUGAAAAAGGAACAAAUCUUAACCGAUGAAAUACAAGAACUAACUCGAAAGGGCAAUCUUAUCCAUCAGGAAAAUAUGGAACUGUACAAGAAGGUAAACCUUAUACGACAAGAAAACAUGGAAUUAUACAACAAGGUUCACAGCACAAGACACGUGAAUGCAGGAAGCCUAAGUUCAUUCACUCCAUAUGGAACAAAAACCAGAGAGCACUUGGAUAUCCCCAUCCAUCUUCAGCUAUGCCAGCCCGAGAGACAAACUUAUGAGCCACCACCAAGGGAAACAGAGUAA
Molecule: messenger RNA, 702 nt
Organism: Carya illinoinensis
Lineage: Eukaryota; Viridiplantae; Streptophyta; Magnoliopsida; Fagales; Juglandaceae
Product: MADS-box transcription factor 23-like
Exons: 7
Coding region: 1-702 (233 amino acids)
Biological process (GO): positive regulation of transcription by RNA polymerase II
Cellular component (GO): nucleus
Molecular function (GO): protein dimerization activity; DNA-binding transcription factor activity, RNA polymerase II-specific; RNA polymerase II cis-regulatory region sequence-specific DNA binding
Source: RefSeq, a predicted model, not a curated record